AAAAAGGCGAAAGGAAGCACCGUCAUCGAUGGGUGCGAUAUGUCCAGCAUGUCGCGGGAGCAGCUGGAGCAGUUCGCGCUCAAGCUGCGCAACGAGAUGGAGCGCGAACGGGAGGAGCGCAACUUCUUCCAGCUCGAGCGGGACAAGCUGCGCACUUACUGGGAGAUUACGCGCAAACAGCUGGAAGAGGCGAAGGCCGUCAUCCGGGGGAAGGAGCGCGAUGUGGAGGUGGCCCAGGAGCUGGCGGAUCAGGAUACGAAGAACGUGAUGCAGGAGAUGAAGCAUCUCCAGUACGAACAUCAGUCACACAUUGGCGAACUGCGAGCGGAAAUGAUGACGCAGCUGAAGAUGGCCCAGGAGGACCAUACGCUGCAGGAGCGCGAGCUGCUGAACGACAAGCGCGAUCUGAAGCGCCUGCUCCGGGAGAAGGAGGAAAACGCCGAGCUGGAGAUACAGCAGCUGAAGCUGAAGCACAGCGAGCUGUUGAGUGUGGAGCGGGCCAAAUUUCAGGAGGAAAUCGAAGCGAUGACGAAGCUGUUCGAGCAGCGGCUCGCUAGCUACAAGGAGGAAGCCGAGGUACGGCACGAGAUGGAACUGUCGGAGGUAGAGGAGCGCAAGAACGGCCAGAUCGCGGAGCUGAUCAACACGAACGAGCAGGCGUACCGGGAGAUGAAGAGCUACUACAAUGCAAUCACGCAGAACAAUCUCGCCCUCAUCAACAGCAUGAAGGAGGAGAUGGAAGAGAUGCGGCUCCAGUCGGACAAGGAUCUGAAGAGCUUCACGGAGGUGAUGGCCGAGAACAAGCGGCUAACCGAACCGCUCAAGAGCGCUCAGGCCGAGCUGCUCGAGCUGCGCAAAAAACUGCAGUACUACGAUCGCGACAAGGCGACACUGAACCGCGUGAAGACGCGGCUCAACAGCACCCAGAAGCAGCUGUCCAGCCUGAAGCUCGAGCAGGACGUGCUGCAGAUGCGCUGCGAGAAGCUGGUCGAGGAGCGCGACCAGCUGAAGCGUCUGUUCGAGAAGUCGAUGCUGGAGUUGCAGCAAAAGUCGGGCCUGAAGAAUUCGCUGCUCGAACGGAAGCUCGAGUACAUCGAGAAGCAAACGGAACAGCGGGAAGCCAUCCUUGGGGAGGUGCUGUCACUGGCCGGUAUCGAACCCCAGUCGCUGAGUGUCCGCAUCGAGAAGCUGUUGGUGCAAAAGAACGACAAGAUACAGGCGCUUCGGUACGAUCUGGCGCGUGUUAGCAAAAUGUACGAUGAUCUGCUCUCGUUGAUUGAGGGCAAGUUGGUCAAGUACGGUAUCACACUCAAGGAUCUCGAGCUUACCAAUUUGCGGCAGGAGAAGUGA
Anopheles darlingi is the source of this 1350-nucleotide messenger RNA. It is a transcript of the gene Gas8, whose product is annotated as dynein regulatory complex subunit 4. The coding region runs from base 40 to 1350 and encodes 436 amino acids. The transcript is spliced from 2 exons. Lineage: Eukaryota; Metazoa; Arthropoda; Insecta; Diptera; Culicidae. The record is from RefSeq and is a predicted model, not a curated record. Gene Ontology annotation, molecular function: microtubule binding; small GTPase binding. Gene Ontology annotation, biological process: cell motility. Gene Ontology annotation, cellular component: motile cilium; Golgi apparatus; microtubule.